AUGGCUUUUUCCCUUCUUCCACUAGAGAUAAAAAUUAUCAUUCUCGGGUACCUCAUCGCUGAAGCGGAAGAGGAAGACAGGUUGAAAUUGGCACCCUUUGCUGCCGUCAAUCGUGAGUGGCAGGAGGUAUUCGAAAAAUGCAUUUUCGAACACAUCAACCUCAGCACGCGAGCACGAUUGGCACAUUUCAACCGCCGAUCAUGGGUGAGGACGAGGAGCCUAGUUCAAAGCAUCGACUUGACAGUCGAGCUGGAGCGGUAUUAUGACCAUGGGGACGCGCACUGCCGUUACGAGAAUGAGGAUGAACAGCGACGCAAUAACAAGAUCUUUACAGCCUCCAUCCAGUCGCUGUUCGAUACUUUGAGCAAAUGGCCAAGAAGAGACGGUAAGGUCUUUGCAGUUUAUAUCGAGACACAGUCGCCAGAUGAUAAAAGUGCCCAACCUCCCGAAGCUUGGGAGGAGCGGCGGUUGCGUGCGCGAGAGUCCCACGAUUUUCUAGAUAAGAGAUUUGAGAGGUCAUGGCUCCAAUUUGACGAGAACCUUGUUGGUGUUCGAUGCGCAUCUGUACCUCUGAUCAAUUGCCUUGUGGUCACAGGAGGCCAGAUCAGAAGAGACGAUUUGAGGAAAAUCGAACCUGUUUCAUGUUCUCUCAUCAUGGAAAAGUUACCUCGACUCCACGAUCUGACGCUCUAUUUGGAUGACCGUUCCACGUGGAAUCCAGAACUCAGAUACCGCCACCGGAAAGGUUUGCUAUCCAAGGAAGGUUCGUAUAUAAUAACGUAUAAGCUAACCGCAAACCUAGACUUCGCUGACUCAAUUCCCCGGUGGCCUCGCAGCUUAACCUGCCUCACCCUUGACUUCCCCUUCGAUGAACCUUCCGAUGAAUUUUAUCCCCCACCAACCUUAACGGUGGAAGGAAAUCCAGACCCUCUGAGCUCACGCCUGCAUGAACUUUCACAACGACUGAGGGAACUCCACGCGGAUCGAGGUGUAUUCGGAAGAGAGGUAUUCUGGCCCCUAGUUACACUGGAUAAGGAUAAGGACAAUACCGAGCUUCCCACCUGGUCAGAGCUAAAGAGGAUGACGUUGAGCUACGUGCCCAUAACACCAGGUGGGACUCGCAUGUUCGAAAAGAAGGAGCCAGAACAGAUCUUGACGUAUCAAGAUCCCACCAUCGACCUGACAAUCUACGAAGAAAUGGAUAACACUGAUCUCGAUUGGGUUCCCCCUGAGCAGCGCAGGAACAGAUGGUUUCGCAGAAAGCCCAAUCACGAAAUGUUCAAUCAAUAUUUUCUAGCAGUUGGCAAGGCUGCUCUUCGGAUGCCCAAACUGAUCAUUAUGAAAGUCGAAGUGGUAGAAUGCAUCAACAUGCUCGGGUUUCGGUAUGAAGUGAGGGACGGAGUGGCGAAGGUGACUUGGUUAUGUGAUUGGGAUCUUCAAGCAUUUGAAAUAAGCAACGACGUCUUGCAGAUCUGGGAAAAGGUUGCUUAUCAACACACGGGACGUGAUCUUGAACUUAAGGUUGACGGAUAUUGA
Messenger RNA from Penicillium expansum, 1536 nucleotides. RefSeq lists its product as uncharacterized. NCBI's taxonomy places the organism in Eukaryota, Fungi, Ascomycota, Eurotiomycetes, Eurotiales, Aspergillaceae. The record is from RefSeq and is a predicted model, not a curated record. The transcript has a single exon. Bases 1 to 1536 code for a protein of 511 amino acids.